Messenger RNA from Acaulospora colombiana, 600 nucleotides. NCBI's taxonomy places the organism in Eukaryota, Fungi, Glomeromycota, Glomeromycetes, Diversisporales, Acaulosporaceae. The record is from the annotation of a GenBank genome assembly.
AGAUGUUUCAGCAAGCCGUCACUCGCGACGCGGCCAAAAUAGCUCAAGAGCUAGUUUCACAAUGCUCUCAACACAGCGAGAAAGAUGCAUGUUCUACUGCUGCCAAUACCUUGCGUUUCCCGUCAGUGGAACGCAGGUAUUGGGACUGGAUUCACCCCGACACAGGAAGGAAUGGUGUCCCCGCAAUCUUGACAAAUCCGGCUACAACAAUACUCAAUCCACUCCACUCACAGCCUAUCACCGUACCCAAUCCGCUAUGUAAUUACAGGCUGAGCGGUAUGAACAAAAACUUCAAAAACUCUACAAAAUAUUUGGAUAUUCCUCGGGGAUGGGAUAUAUUCUCGAACAAAGGGACCCGUCAAAAUGACCCCAAAGAACUUGAAGAUAAUGAUUGGAAUUAUCAGCACUUCGCAUCAACGGGGGGUACUUUUGGGACCAAGAAGGGCUCAAUUAUAAACAACAAAACUCCUCUCGUACCUUUCCGCAAGGACGAUGGUGCAUAUUGGACAUCAGACGACGCGCGUUGUUUGGUUCCUUCACAGGGACACAAUAAAUGUAUGGCUAAUCUCUUGAUCAUGAGCAACAAUGCUGACGCCCCGG